Myotis myotis is the source of this 746-nucleotide messenger RNA. RefSeq names its product serine protease inhibitor Kazal-type 6. Gene Ontology annotation, molecular function: protein binding. The transcript has 5 exons. NCBI's taxonomy places the organism in Eukaryota, Metazoa, Chordata, Mammalia, Chiroptera, Vespertilionidae. The record is from RefSeq and is a predicted model, not a curated record. Bases 246 to 563 code for a protein of 105 amino acids.
UUUUAAGAUUGAUGGAAAUGAUGAAGCAUUUCUUUACAUCGGGGACAGGUCAUAAAAAAUGUCUAAAUGUACAGGACUGCAUAUGGUUUUAGAAUGUGACUUUAUAAAGAAGGUGGAGAUCCCAACUCCCUUUCAUGUCUCUAUAUAUAUGUCCAAGUGUGUGUGUUUUAGUGCUCUGGGAAGUGUCUUGACAGAGAACCUGAGUAGGACAAAGCAGCCUGGAUCUGAGUGAGCUAACUGGCACCAUGAAAAUAUCAGGUGUCUUUCUGCUCCUCUCUCUGGCUCUUUUCUGCUUUUUCUCAGGUGUCUUCAGUCAAGGAGAAAAGGACAAAAGAGCCUGGAUCACAAGAUCAGAGGGUCGAAUGCCAGGGAAAGGUGGCUUGAGAAGGCGUCUCUUUAAAGUUGACUGUGCUGAGUUUGGGGAUCCCAAGGUCUACUGCACUCGGGAAUCUAAUCCCCACUGUGGCUCUGAUGGCCAGACAUAUGGCAAUAAAUGUUCCUUCUGUAAGGCGGUGGCGAAAAGUGGUGGGAAGAUCAACCUAAAGCGCUAUGGAACAUGCUGAAUUGGAAUCGGUGUUUGUGCUGAGCUGCCGGCUCUCUCGGCCUUCUUUUCUUGGUUCUGCUUUGAUUUUUCUCUAGCAGAAAGCUUAAAUUUAUAGAAACACACCUUCUCUGCCUGGGUCUUGGGGAAUUCAAUAUAUAAUAUUUUCCUUGAUUUGCUUAACAAUAAAAUAAAUUCUGCAGAA